AACAUUAUUUGUAAUGAAACGAGAAUUUUCAACAAAUACAUCGAAAUAGUUCUAUUCGGUACAGGAAUAUAGUAACACCAUGUAUAAAAUACAUCUGAUACUUUUGUUUUUCAUUUUUUCUAAUGAUUUACUGAGAGUCAUUGGUAAAGAAAAACAACGUUUACACCAAAAAAAACACUUUAAAAAUCGUCAAAAAAUUAAAGAAAAAUGUUGGUCGGAAAGGUGCUACAUAUCUUGUCCGAUAAUGGACCCCACGAUGCCAGAAACCCCAAUUUCGUCUGAUUAUAUAAUGCCCGAGCUCAACGACGACACUGACGAUUUUUAUGACGAGCAGUAUAGAAAUAUAAAACGUUCCAAAUUUGUAUUAACAAAUCGUCAAAAACACAAUUUACUUCGACAAGUUAGACUCGGUAAUGCAAACGGGAAAAAAGCGUAUAACUUCAGACAGAAUAUACCUUCUGGUUGUUACGUCGUGUGUUAUGAUUACUAUCAAAUACCACCAAACGGUGUUGCACAGGGAAAUGUACCAUCGACUACGGUUUUAAAUAAUACCCUUGUUACACCACCUAAUGCUGUAAAUAACGGACUUGAUGAUGAUGAAGACGAUGUAGAUGAACCUUAUCGACCUGGUGAAGAUCAACCUAUAGAAGCGACGUUUUCUCCACCUGAAAAAAGAUCGCGUAAAGGUAAAUUGAUUGGGAAGAAAGUCCAAAAACAUUGAAAUUACAAGCUACAGAUAUGAAUAAAAUUAUAUUUUUAAUUGGUUUUUUGUUUAUCUCUAAAAGAACGUACCUAAGCUGACAAUUGACAUAACUCAUAAUGAAUUAAUAGAACGUACUUAAAAUUAAAUUCAUCGAUGUGUAAUGGUAUAUAUAUUUGUAUUUAAAGAAAUUCAAUGAAAAGCGGUCAUGUAACAUCAAAAAUAUAUAAUAAUAAAGUUUUAUUUUAAAUAUUUGAUAAAAAACGCACCUAAGCUUACAGUUGACUAGCUUGUACAAAGAUAAACUAAAAGAGCGCACUUGAAUUUAUAUUUCACUGAAGCAUUUUCUCUUUUUCUUAUAUUAUAUAAACAAUGAAUAAAGUGUAGAAAAAAGAUAAAAA
Diorhabda sublineata is the source of this 1101-nucleotide messenger RNA. RefSeq lists its product as uncharacterized. Lineage: Eukaryota; Metazoa; Arthropoda; Insecta; Coleoptera; Chrysomelidae. The transcript has 5 exons. Bases 80 to 721 code for a protein of 213 amino acids. The record is from RefSeq and is a predicted model, not a curated record.